Molecule: messenger RNA, 1033 nt
Organism: Etheostoma spectabile (orangethroat darter)
Lineage: Eukaryota; Metazoa; Chordata; Actinopteri; Perciformes; Percidae
Product: monocyte chemotactic protein 1B-like
Exons: 4
Coding region: 164-463 (99 amino acids)
Biological process (GO): immune response
Cellular component (GO): extracellular region
Molecular function (GO): chemokine activity
Source: RefSeq, a predicted model, not a curated record
UCAUGGAGCUCAGGGUCUCCCCCGGCUGCUCCUCAACUGUAUAAAUGUGGAGGCAGCCGGAGUCCAAGUCAUCACAGCACGGAGAACAGGUUGAGCCAGCUCAACUCUGAUCAGCACUGACUGUAACACAGUGAAGGCAACACACACACACACACACUUCAGGAUGGCUGCUCCUCGUCUCGCUCUGUCUGUGGUUGUGCUGAUGCUCGCUGUCAUCGCUCUGAGUGAAGGUCUGCGUGGUGUCGGCCCAAAGAGAUGCUGCUUCCGUUUCAACGAGAACGAGGUGCCCAGAGACCGGGUGGCCAGCUACAUCCGGACCAGCCAGCGGUGCUCCAACCCUGCCGUCUUGUUGAAGACAGUGGCCGGUCGUCAGCUGUGUGUCAGACCUUCAGCCACGUGGGUGAAGCAGCUCAUCAGCUACCUGGACGCCAAGGCUAUCCCAGGAGAGACGUCCAACCUGUAACCAGGGCAACACGUGGCCAGGUUAUCUCCAGUAACAGCUAUCUGAUUAUCUGAAUGCAAAAUAUAUACCUAAAACAGUAUAUACUAAAUAUUGUUGUGUUUUGUAACAUGCUCAUGGAUAGAAUUUGCUAGUAGCCAUUUCUAUACAUACCAUGUUCUACAUUUCUGAUUUCAAUUGUAUAAUUUAAGUAUUUAGAACAAUAUGUAUGUAUUACUUGAUACUCAAAGUGUGACCGUCAACACUGUGAACUACUGCGAUGUAGUUGGAAUUGACUUACAGAAACUACAGCUACCUGCACACACUGUCAAAGAGCAGUGGCUCCCAACUCCACCUGUUGUCAUAAGUAAAGUAUAAGCUACGGGUUACCUCACUAUUUCUACUAUGAACCAUUUUGAGCAUGUUGUCUUUUUUUCUGUAAAGCAAAGUGAUGAUCACUUGCAGUCUGUUUUAAAUUCAAAUCACAAUUUGACAACAAAUAAUUGAUUCUAUUGAUUUAAGCAUGAUGAAUUGAUUUCUGUAUGCAUGUGCUACUAAUUUGAUCCUCUUGAAUUAAAGCAAGAUAAGAUGUCA